This is a messenger RNA of Colletotrichum costaricense, 1413 nucleotides long. RefSeq names its product NAD-dependent aldehyde dehydrogenase. Gene Ontology annotation, cellular component: cytoplasm. Gene Ontology annotation, biological process: GABA catabolic process. Bases 1 to 1413 code for a protein of 470 amino acids. The transcript is spliced from 3 exons. Lineage: Eukaryota; Fungi; Ascomycota; Sordariomycetes; Glomerellales; Glomerellaceae. The record is from RefSeq and is a predicted model, not a curated record. Gene Ontology annotation, molecular function: succinate-semialdehyde dehydrogenase (NAD+) activity.
AUGUCUUCCUUCGCAUCCUCUUUGAAAGACCCUAGCCUCUUUGUCGAGAAGUCGUACAUCAACGGUCAAUGGACGUCGUCAGAUUCUGGUAAAACCUUUCAGGUCACCAACCCGGCAACAGAGGAGCUCAUCGGCACAUGUCCUGAGUCAACCAUCGGCGACCUCAACAAUGCCAUUGAUGCCGCAGCCAAGGCAUUCCCUGAAUGGAAAGCAUUAUCCGGCCGUCAACGAAGCCGUAUCAUCGGGCGCAUCUUCGACCUCUUAGUUGACAACCAAGCAGAUCUCGGCAAGAUCAUCACCGCCGAGAAUGGCAAAGCAAAAGCGGAUGCCGAGGGCGAGGUGAUGUUUGGAGCAAGCUUCUUCGAGUGGUACGGCGAAGAGGCCGCUCGGAUCUACGGAGACAUCAUUCCCCACAGCAACCCGAAUUACAGGACCCGGGUCAUCAAAGAACCUGUCGGCGUCUGUGGCUUGAUCGUGCCUUGGAAUUUCCCUCUAGCGAUGGGCGCUCGCAAGGUGUCAGCAGCUCUUGCAGCUGGGUGCACUGUUGUCAUGAAGUCUGAUGGACUUACACCGUUCUCUUCAAACGCGCUAGCUGUGCUUUGCGAGAGGGCUGGCGUACCUCCUGGAGUCUUCAACGUUGUCACUGCACUAGAAAACACACCUCAUCUUGGGCUUGCUCUAUGUGAGUCAGACGUCGUGAAGAAGAUAUCUUUCACGGGCUCGACAAGAGUUGGCAAGUUGUUGAUGCAGCAGUCAAGCAACACCCUCAAGAAAUUGAGCCUUGAGCUAGGAGGCAACGCGCCCUUCAUCGUGUUUGAUGAUGCAGACAUGGACAUCGCAAUUUCCAGCGUUCUUGUAUCCAAGUUCAAGGUCACUGGCCAAACGUGCGUGUGCGCCAAUCGGAUUUUCGUGCAGGAGGGCAUUUAUGACAGGUUUAGUCAGAGGCUGGUGGAGGAAGUCAGAAAGUUCCGAGUUGGCAAUGGCACAGACGCGUUGGUCACCCACGGACCCUUGACCAACGGCGUUGGCAAGGUUGAGGAGCAUAUCAAGGACGCCGUCGCCAAGAACGCAAAGAUCUUGCUAGGCGGCAACCGAUUACCAUCAGCCGGCAAGAACUUUUAUGAGCUCACCAUCCUCGGAGACGUCGACGACUCGAUGACAGUGACACAAGAAGAGACGUUUGUCGGACUGGCAUCAUAUGUCAUCACGAACGACCUAGCCAGGUCAACCCGAGUAUCAGAGCUCCUAGAGUUCGGUAUGGUUGCCAUCAACACUGGUGUCAUCUCAGAUGCUUCUGCGCCGUUUGGAGGUGUCAAACAUUCUGGCUUUGGCCGGGAAGGCAGCAAAUAUGGACUCGAGGACUACUUGACGAUCAAGAUGAUCGUGAUCGGCGGCAUUAGCACGCGUCUAUAG